UUAUAUAAGAGGGUUCCGCAGUUGUAUUUAUCAACAUUAUCUCGGCGAGUGUCGUGACGGCAACAUGAAGCUCUUCUUGCUGCUGUGUGUAAGCGUGGUGGCUGGUAACCCACUCCGGGCCAGAUCUUCCUCACCUUCUGUGUUUGAUUAUUAUGACUUCGUAGAAAUCCCUCGCACUCAAACUGCUGCAGCUCCAAGAGCUGACGGUCCGUUGUCGCCCCGUCGCCCUGGCCCACACCGUCGUCCUGGCCUACCCAUUCGCGCUGGCCCGCCCCGUCGUAGGCCCCAGCCUAUUCGUCAGGGAGCCCCGGAUUAUCAGCUGGCUAGUGCGGAGGUCCACCCACCCCAGUUCCGACAACAACCCCAAUUUAGACCGAAGUUCAGGCCACAAUAUCAGAAGGAGGUACCCGUAAUCUUCCGUGAAGAACCCGUUUUCGAGAAGCCUGUCUUCUCCAAACCGCAGUACCAGCAGGAGCCCAUAAUGUACGUGGAAGAGGUGGUAACUGGCAGACCUUUCGAGGUCAUGGAAAGGCCUCAGCGUCACCAGGAUGAUCAGAUGCAUCGCCAACAGGGAGAACGACCUCCUCUGGAUCAUGACUACCCACUCUUUCGCCCUCCUCCCCCAAAGUUCCUCCAGAAAGAACGCCACCCGCAAUCUGGACACCUGCAACAGAAUGACGAUAUAUAUGAGGACUUCAGGCAGUAUGAAGAACAAUCUCAACAAGAAGAACGCCCCAAGUUUGAGCAGGAGCGCCUACAAUACGAUGAACGUCAACAGUUUGAAGAUUCCCCCCAGUACGAAGAACGACCUCAGUUUGAGGAAUAUCCCAAGCAUGAACAAGAUCUUCCUGUGUAUGAGGAUGUACCCGAAUACGAGGUAGACAGGCGACCACAACAUCAGCAAGAGGCGCCACCAGUGUAUGCGGAGCCAAUAAAGAAGGACAUCCGCAAACCUGCCAUCAGCAACUAUGUGCCCAAGACGAAAGUAAAGGAGGAGCAGGAGCCUGGGCUAGAGAAGAGACAAGUUAUACAUGGCGGUCACCUUGACCCCGCGGGAGAGCAGUUCGUGGUUGACGCGGCGGAGGCAGAGAGUGCGACAGGAGACGGCCGCUUGUCCUUCCAAAUUCACGGCCAGCAGGGACCACACUCCUAUCGCUUCGGCUACGACACCGGCAAGGGGUACAACCGGCAGUUCCGGUAUGAAGAAAGGGAUGGGGUUGGUCAGGUCCAUGGUCGUUAUGGUUUCUAUGACAAAGAUGGAAAACUUCAAGUGGUAAACUAUUCUGCCCAUCCUGACCAUGGAUUCUCUGCUGAUGUUCCUCAUUAGGCUCCUGCUUCUACUCUGCCUAGUUUGACUCUUGUGACAAUUGCCAUCAGAUUGCUUCCUGACCAUAAGUGCAAAUUAAAACUAGCUUAGUUGAGGCACACAAGACAUGAUGGAAAUCUCACCAGCACACUACCUCGAUCUUCAUUUUAAUUUGCAGCCAAGAGGGUUGCUCUUUCCAAGUUUAACAAGAAUUGGCCACUGUCAUAUAGAAGAAUCUCUUUAUACAUAUUUAAAGUUUUAAAACCCUGUUAAAGAACUAGACACUACCUUUUAUCUUAUCUUUGGGAAAUGUGAUUUCCAUGAUAACUAUGUUGACUUUUCCAAUGUCAUGAUAACUUCCCACACAAUAAAAUCUUGUUAACAGUUUUGGAGCUCACGUUUUGUACUUACACAGUACUGUAACAUAGUGGAUGAUAAUAUUUACAGCGCAAAAGUGUCUAGUCAAUUAGGUGUGAUGAUUUGGGAAUGAAUUUUCAUCACAUCAACUCAGAAUAUUUCAUUUGGAAGGGAUACAGAACAGUUCUAUAACUAUGACAAAACUCCUUUCUUGAUAACAAAGCAUGUACAUUAUGUUCAGCAUAUGUACAAUCAUCUUCAGUGAGUCUUAAUUUUGUACAACUAGUUUGUUUUCAUUAUUUACAUAAACCCUGCCAAAACCCUUUCCUUGUACAAUCCUGCUUUACAUUUUAACAAGCUUUCUUCACUAUAGGCAAACAUAUCUUAUAUUUAUAUACCAGUACAGUAUUCAGUGUUUGUGAAUACAUACUCUAACAGUUGUUAGUUUUUAUAACUUAAUUUUUAACAUUUAUUGUUUAUAUUUUAUCAUUAAGGUUACAUUUUCUACUGAUAUUAUACAGGGCUGGAACCUGUUUUUUUAUAUAUUAAAGAUGAAAUGAAUAUUUUGUUAUGAUAAACCUGUAUAAUGUAUUGUAAUGAAAUGGUUCCUAAAUUUUUCUCCUACAACUCCAAACUGAACACUCACAGGACUUGCCAAAAGUGUGCUGAUAUCACACUUCAGAUAAUUAU
This is a messenger RNA of Cherax quadricarinatus, 2353 nucleotides long. RefSeq lists its product as uncharacterized. Lineage: Eukaryota; Metazoa; Arthropoda; Malacostraca; Decapoda; Parastacidae. The record is from RefSeq and is a predicted model, not a curated record.